CUCCUUUACUUCUUCUUUUUUGUCCAAAUGUCAGAAGGAAUCAAUACUGAAUUCACAUCAGAAAUCAAGGAACUUGGCGUAAUCCCCAUUGCAGAACAGGUGUUGGCGCGUAAUCAAGAAGUUUGUGGUGUGAUCUCGAAUAUCAGGGACAUUAUUGUACCUCAUACUCAAAGGCGUGAUUCUUCUAGGUUCUUCACUAUUGUCGACCCAUCUACAGGAACGUUGGGUGGACGCAAGAUUCAAUCGUUUCAUAGUCAAAAAGAAUGUCUUCCUAUGGGACAGGUUGGUGACAUCCUGAUAUGCCGUGGAUUGACACUGUCAGACUUUCAAGGAGAAGUCCGAGGUGUAUUGUCUGCAAGAUAUUUCUCAGCAUCUUGGACUACUCUUUCGAUACAUGAUCUCAAACCAAUUCCAGAAGUAGUCACCGAUUUUAUUGCGUCUCCAAAAAAUAUGGCUAUUGCAAAAGUAUUGCAAAAAUGGUACAAGCAAACCGGCUGCCCGUUACCACCGACUCCAGGAGAUGGCUCAAGAGAAAAAUCAGUAGAAAAAUCAAAGAAUGAACUUACUUACUUCCGUGGCAAACCCUUCUUAACCACUGCACAGAUAGGAGAGGGACUUUUUGCAUAUUGUAAUUUUAUUGGUGUUUAUCUCGGAUGCCGCUAUGCUAAUGUGUCUAUGACGCUGUCUCUGACAGAUUUUACUGUCAACCCGCACACCGGAGGUGCCACUAAACCAAGCUAUGGGGUUUCUCCAGACGUUAUACUGCUAUGUACCUUGUGGGAUGAACAUGCUGAAAACUGUCCAAAAUUGGAACGAGGGGACUAUAUAAUGAUAUUAAACGGAAGACGCAAAAUCAAUUCGCAUGGAGUUUUGGAAAUCAGUAUCCACGGCGAUGUAUUAAGUCCCGUAUACAUUCAAAAAGUGAUAAAACUAUCUCCUGACGACGAAAGACUAGAUGAUAUAAAAGCACGAUCAAACUCUGCAAAUGAACACAGCAAAAACGUUGCUGAUCCCAAAAACACUGGAGAGAAACCAAGUAAUCUAUUAUAUACAGAGAGUAUUGAACUUAAAGAGGCUAGAUCAGUUAUAACUAGCCCGAUAAUAUUGCCAUUAACAACGUUUCUCCAGAUGCAGACAGACGGUGUUGCUGGGAAGCUGUACAAUAUCAGAGGUUGUGUUACAGAUUUCAGAGCCCUUGAUCCAGCAGAGUGGUUUUUAAGAUGGUGCUUAAAAUGCGAAAAAUACUCUGCGAGAUUUUUGAAGACAUGUAAGAGCUGUAAAAACCCCUUGAGCGAUUUGAAGUACAGAUUCUGCUUGUUUCUUGAAGAUGCCCGAGGAGAUCAGUUAUAUAUAUUUUGUAUCGGAAGCAACAUUUAUAAUUUAUUCCCUGGUCUUCCGCCAUCUCUUGCACUCGAAAGUGUUGAAAUGGCAGAGCAGCUGUACGCAAGAAUGCUGAAGCUGUGCCCAAAAAAGGAUGAUGCAAAGACCUAUCUGGACUUCCGUGUCAAGUGUAUACAGGGGAGUGGACCACGAAAUUUAGCCAAGUACGCCUUGAAAGACACCAAAUUUUAUUUUGAAUAAGAAAAGAAAGAGAUCCAUACAGCCGAAAAUAGCAAGUAUUUUGUAUUAUGAAACUUUCCAAGGGUCACCUUUCUCUCUCUCUCUCCAUUUAUUGCAUGCUUUUCGAAAUUAAAUAAAAUAAAAACACAUUUAACUCCAUCAGCUUUUAUAUGUUAAGCUUGGAAAC
Messenger RNA from Phycomyces blakesleeanus NRRL 1555(-), 1747 nucleotides. RefSeq lists its product as hypothetical. Gene Ontology annotation, cellular component: nuclear telomere cap complex; chromosome, telomeric region. The coding region runs from base 28 to 1581 and encodes 517 amino acids. Lineage: Eukaryota; Fungi; Mucoromycota; Mucoromycetes; Mucorales; Phycomycetaceae. The transcript has 11 exons. Gene Ontology annotation, biological process: telomere capping; regulation of telomere maintenance via telomerase. The record is from RefSeq and is a predicted model, not a curated record. Gene Ontology annotation, molecular function: G-rich strand telomeric DNA binding; telomerase inhibitor activity.